GAAUCAGAUGAAAAUUUCCGGCUGUGUGUGUCUUUUGCUGACUCCAACUUCAAAUAUCACAGAUAUCUCAGCCCAGACAGUCAUAAAAUUCACAGGGCCAUUGAUGGACUGUGUGAGAAGUUUGAGGUUCAUUCCCAGAAACAAAAGGCUGUCGAUCUGAAAGAACUGACAACAUUAUUUUUAGACCAAACUGGCCUUGAUGGCAAGGACACUGGCAAGACGGAUGUUCACUAUGCCUUGCUAUCACUGAUCCUAAACCUGGCAGAAUCGCCCACAAAGAAAGACUUUCAUCGAAAGAAGAAGGAUAUUUUACCAGAAAAACCUGAUGACUUUGACUGGAAGAAUUAUUUGCUGGAUGAUGAGGAUCUAAACAUUAUGUCAUUUGCAUCUAGUGAUAGUGAAACAGACGAAGAAAGCUUACCAGAUACAUACGAGGAUGAAGACACAGACGAUGAUGAGAACAACAGAAAGAAGCUACAGCAGCAACUGCUGGCCGAGAGUGAUCAGGUAGCCCAUGCAUUUGGUGUUGGUGAUGGUGAUGGUUUUCUACCAGCACGGUCACAUGACCGUGGAUCAGAUGUUCUUAAAGUGGACACGACAGAUGAGUACCAACAGCUAGCACAGAUCUUGACUGUGGAGUACUGGAAGGGGAAGAGCAAGGAGGAGGAUGUGGUUGGCAGUCAUGCAGCAUCUAAUUUGGCCAGGGAUUGGAAGUACUACCAGUCACAGAUCAAUGAGUUCUACACGCCCCAGGCUGGGAUUGUGGUUACAGAGCUUCAGGUGGUUCGGGAGACCGUGUGGAUGUUAUCUGGAAUCACAGAGCUUUUCAUUUUCAAGUAUGAUGGCAAGGAGUUUAGACUGAACCCAGAUGUAUAUGUCAUGCACUUAACAGCGGAAAGUCUGGAGAGCUCGCUGCGACCUUUAAUGCGUAAAGCAACCCAGGUGUGUGUCCUACAGUCAUUUGUGACUGACAUUGUGUCGCAGGUGUGCAGCAGUAUCUCAUCAGGAGAAGCACAGUGUGUGCCCCAGACAUACCAGGCAUUUACUGGUUCCGUUUCUGCAUUCCUGGCGGAUUUCAAGAGGCAGCUGCAUAAAAUAGAGAAGGAUGUAAUGAAACAAGAAAGGGUCAUGUCCUUGGAAAGGCUGAUGUUCGACCUUAACCCCUGGCUUGCCAAAAUUCAGGUUGUGCAUGGAGUCUAUAUUUCUGGAAUUGCUUCAGUUGCGAGCAUUAGUGACAAUGAUUGCAGCACCAACAACUGUUUCAGGGCCUCAUUACUAUUGAAUGUCCUUUACCAGGCUGUGUUUGAAGCAGAUCUGACAUCACUUUGUGAUCAAGAGAGCCAGGCAUGUUUUUUGCUCCAAGUUUUGCUGAAAACAAGUGAACCAGUUAUUCAAAUCAUCAGUGAUUGGAUCAACAAUGGACAGCUAAGAGAUCCAGCUGGAGAGUUCAUAGUUCAAAGAAACAAGAAAAUCCUUUCUCUCAAUGAAACUUUCUGGGAGAAAGCAUUUGUUCCAAACAUGAAAUCCCCAUCAGAAGGACUGUCCCUACUGGACAUCACACUGCAGAAGCCAGGCAGCCAGGAGACAUUGAACAGGACCACCUCAAAGACAACAAAGAACCAGACAACACAUAGAAAAGUCUCAGGCAGCAGUAGCAGCACUGCCAAAUGUGAUCAGCCGGAUGUGUUUCUGAAGCUGGGUCCACAGUUUUUGCAGCCGAUUCUGAACGAUGCAGUUUUAACUGGCAAGUCUAUGGAGAUGCUGGAGACUUUAGGGAGAAUGGCAGAGGUGCUGGAUGUGGAUUGUGAAAUUUAUGAACGACCACCUUCAUUGUAUGAGCUGUUUAUACGGGACUUGAGGAUGAAGAUGGGGUUUGUAUCUGAGGAUCGGAGGCCAUGUUCUUUGAUAGUCACACCUGUCACUGCUUCAGAGAAAGAUACUGUAGUAGACAGACAGCUGAAUGUUCCUGGCGAGAAAGAUACUCUCCUUAAUAUCAAUUUUGCGACCAUAUUUCCUGAUAUUGAUUUGAAAAUUGAGGACAACAGGAAAUGUAAAACUGAUUUACUUCCAGAAUUGUCCAACAAUGACCUCCCUGACUUGCUGAGGUUAUGUGAGAGCUGCUUGUACCCCCAUGUCAGGUCUAGGUAUAAGAUCGUCUGCAGCAAGCUAGUGCAGAUUCUCAAGUCAGAGUACCACUUGAUGGACUGCAUCCAUGCCAUGCAGAGAUACUACCUGAUGUCCUCUGGAGAAGUAGCCUAUGAUUUCUACACACAUAUAUUUCAGAAGAUAAUGAACAGAGAAUUUUGGCACAGUGGUUCCAUGCUGGAGCUCUACCUGCACGAGGCAGUGGCCCCAAGAUUUCCCCAGGAUUUAUCAAAGUUGACAGUUACAGUGAGUACAGAUGUUAACCAGAAAGAAAAGAGAGCCAUUAAUCAGACUGAUUGUAUUCAGCUCAAGUAUAAG
Molecule: messenger RNA, 2463 nt
Organism: Candidula unifasciata
Lineage: Eukaryota; Metazoa; Mollusca; Gastropoda; Stylommatophora; Geomitridae
Source: the annotation of a GenBank genome assembly